AUGGGUACCAUUGACUCGCAGCUCCUCGUCGUCGCCUGUUCCUCGGGGAUCGCCGUGCAAAAUCCAAAGCCUAGCGGCGGCUGCUCCAACUCCUUGCAGAUCCAUAUUCUUCCCCUAGCGGUGGCUUCUCCAACUCCUCUGUCGGCGGACAGACAAACGUUAUCGGAGCUGAAGGGGGUUUCGAGAUUCAAGAGCUUGUGUGGAUUUUGGUGA
Molecule: messenger RNA, 213 nt
Organism: Linum trigynum
Lineage: Eukaryota; Viridiplantae; Streptophyta; Magnoliopsida; Malpighiales; Linaceae
Source: the annotation of a GenBank genome assembly